GAUCCCGGUCCCGCUCCCGCUCCCGUGCCGCGCCGCACGCCGAUGGCUGCGGGGUCUCGCGGCGCCGUACGGGCUCCACGAGGCAGGUGGCCCCCGGGCCCAGGGAGGCAGCGGCUGCAGCGAGGACGAGGAGGGCGGCGCGGAAGCCAGCCGUAGUGCUGUCACCGCGGUCCCGGGAGGCCGCGGGCUGAGGCAGCGACGCGGACGUCCUGCGCGCACCCCCUCUCGGCGGCUCUGCCGGCCCCCUCCUCCGCGGCGGCCGCGGCCUCCAUCUUCCUCUGGCUGCCUGUGGCAGCGCUCGUCUGAGGAGCGGGGCUGAAAGACACACAGAAGUCUUCAUGGAUAUAGUUGGUACAUUUAAUCAUUUAAUUCCUACUGAGCACUUAGAUGAUGCCCUAUUUCUAGGAUCCAACCUGGAGAAUGAAGUCUGUGAGGAUUUUAGUACAAGUCAAAAUGUCUUAGAGGACUCGCUGAAGAACAUGCUCAGCGAUAAGGAUCCUAUGCUAGGAUCUGCGAGUAACCAGUUCUGUUUGCCCGUUUUGGAUAGCAAUGACCCCAAUUUCCAGAUGCCUUGUUCAACAGUUGUUGGUCUUGACGAUAUUAUGGAUGAAGGAGUUGUUAAAGAAAGUGGUAAUGAUACCAUUGAUGAAGAAGAAUUGAUUUUACCUAACAGGAAUUUGAGGGACAGAGUAGAAGACAAUUCAGUGAGAUCACCAAGAAAAUCACCUCGUUUAAUGGCACAAGAACAAGUAAGAAGUUUGCGACAAAGCACUCUUGCCAAGCGUUCAAAUGCAGCACCUCUGAGUAGCACAAAAAAAGCAUCUGUGAAGACUGUGUCUGCCCUGAAGGCUGGGGUGAAACCAUCAGAAAGAUGUCAGGUUAAAGAAGAAGUUUUUGCAUCAUUGAAAUCCGAGUACCCUAAGGAGACUAGAAGGAGCAGCCGACACUCUGAACACAGUGAAGUGGUACCAGAAGUUUCCGUAUCUUCAAGUAAUUCCUCAGUAUCACCUUGUGUUGAAAUGAAGGAUGACACUGGCUUAGAUCCCAAGCGUGAGUGUAAUAACCAAGGUGAAGCAAGCGUGCCAUCUCAUGAAUUAGAUUGCCCGCUUCUUUCAGAGACCUGUGCUGCUAUUGAAGAGAAGAGUGAAGCCCUGAUGGAGUGUGAGAUUAAGACUGUCAGUGCCCCAUUGUUUAAGUUUUCAGAUAAAGAAGAUGAACAGAAUGAUCCUGUUUCAGGUAAAGUGGAUGAAACUAUUGAAGAAAGAAGAGUAAAGGGAAAAGUUGAACAAGAAUCAAAGGAGAUAAAGUUACCCCAUGAAGGUAACCAAAUGAUUGAAGAACCUGAAUCUUCUGAUACAUCUGGAGAUUCUGUUUGUACAGAUGCAAAUAAGGCAGAAAAGAGCCUGCUAGGUUUGUCUAGUUCAGUGGACGAAGUGGCUGAACGUAAUUUGGAAUUGAAGAACACCACGGAUAUUGUUGAUAAAGCUGAGAACUCCCUUCAACAAAAUCAGAUGGAAACACUGGGGUAUUGUGAAGACAUGGAGUCCAAUGAUGCUCAGUUACAGAGCACAGAGUUUAGUAAAUCAGAUUUGAAGGUGGUUGAUACUUGUGCUUUUGAACCAGAAACUAGUACUUUAAGAAAUAAUAUUUGUGAUGUAUCUGACCAAAAUUCCAAAGAGUUGAAUAUUAUUCAGAGUAUUAAAGUGGAGUCUCUUGAAACAGCAGAUCUUCAGGAUAAUAGAAGUAGUUUAGAGCCCCCAGACAUAAAACCCAAACACACAAAAUCUGUAGCUCAUUCUAAACAAAGCAUGACCACAGAGACCCCAAGGAGAACUGUUGCAGCAAAACACGAAGUAGUUCAUAACAAAACUAAAGCUAAUGUCAAAAGAGUGAAACGAAAUGUUGAUGAACCAGAAUCCCAGCAUGAUUUUCACAGGCCAGUCAAAGUACGAAAAAAACAAGUUGAUAAGUAUUCAAAGAAUCAGAGUUGUAAUUCUGGUGUUAAAUCUGUGAAAAGCCAAGCUCAUUCUUUAUUGAAAAAAACAUCACAGGAUCAAAAUUUAGUGCAAAUUUCUAAACCUUUAACUCAUUCUCUUAACGAUAAGCUUCAUGGUCACCCUAGCUGCUCUAAGGAGCUUCCUCAUCCUGCACAAACUGGACACCUACUACAUUCUAGCCAGAAACAGUGCCAUAAGCCUCAGCAACAGGCACCAGCAGUGAAAAUCACUAGCCAUGUGAAGGAAGAACAGGAGCAUCCAGGCGGUGAGCAUCUUAAGGAUGAGGACAAACUGAAACUAAAAAAACUUGAGAAGAAUGUACAACCUCGCCAGAGGCGAAGUAGCCGAAGUUUUUCCUUGGAUGAGCCACCAUUGUUCAUUCCAGACAACAUAGCAACUGUAAAAAAAGAAGGCUCAGAUCAUGGCUCCUCAUUUGAAAGCAAAUACAUGUGGACCCCCAGCAAGCAGUGUGGGUUUUGCAGAAAACCACAUGGCAACAGGUUUAUGGUUGGCUGCGGGAGAUGUGAUGACUGGUUUCAUGGUGAUUGUGUUGGGUUAAGUCUUUCUCAAGCACAACAGAUGGGAGAGGAAGACAAGGAAUAUGUUUGUGUAAAAUGCUGUGCUGAAGAAGAUAAAAAGACUGAAAUAUUAGACACAGAUAUUUUGGAAAGCCAGACUGCAGUUGAAGUCCAGAAUGAAGAUAAAACAGUAGAGUGUGAAAAGCUUGGCUUAUCUAAACACAUGAUAGCAAAUGACAAAAGUAAAUACAUGGAUGAUACAGUAAAGCACAAGGUCAAAAUUUUAAAAAGGGAGUCUAGUGAGGGCAAAACUUCAUCUGAUUGUAGAGAUAAUGAAAUCAAAAAGUGGCAGUUAGCUCCUCUUCGAAAGAUGGGACAACCAGGUUUACCUCGGAGAUCUUCAGAAGAAAAAAGUGAAAAAACACCCAAAGAGCCUAUAACUGUCACUUGCACAGGAGAAAAAGCAUCAAAACCAGGAACUCAUGAGAAACAAGAGACCAAAAAAAAGAGAGCUGAGAAGGGAGGACCUAAUGCGCACCCUGCUGCCGCCACCUCUAAGCCCUCUGCGGGUCAGAUCCGACAGAGCGUCCGGCACUCUCUUAAAGACAUCCUCAUGAAAAGACUUACAGACUCAAAUUUGAAGGUACCAGAGGAAAAGGCAGCAAAGGUUGCCACAAAAAUUGAAAAAGAGCUUUUCUCCUUUUUUCGGGACACAGAUGCUAAAUAUAAGAAUAAAUAUAGAAGCUUGAUGUUCAAUCUGAAAGAUCCUAAGAAUAAUAUAUUAUUUAAAAAAGUACUGAAAGGAGAAGUAACCCCUGAUCAUCUUAUAAGAAUGAGUCCUGAAGAACUAGCUUCUAAAGAGCUAGCUGCAUGGCGACGGAGGGAAAACAGACACACCAUAGAGAUGAUUGAGAAAGAGCAAAGGGAAGUAGAAAGACGACCAAUCACAAAAAUAACUCACAAAGGUGAAAUUGAAAUUGAGAGUGACGCCCCAAUGAAAGAACAGGAAGCAGCCAUGGAAACUCAGGAACCUUCAGCCGGUAAAUCAUUGGAGAAGCCAGAAGGAUCUGAAAAACAAAAAGAAGAGGUUGACUCCAUGUCUAAAGAUACCACUAAUCAACACAGACAACAUCUUUUUGAUCUUAACUGCAAAAUCUGUAUAGGUCGAAUGGCACCACCUGUAGAUGAUCUGUCUCCAAAAAAAGUGAAAGUUGUUGUAGGAGUAACCCGUAGGCAUUCAGACAAUGAAGCUGAACGCAUAGCAGAUGCACUGUCUUCAACUACAAAUAUCCUGGCUUCUGAGUUCUUUGAAGAUGAGAAACAAGAGUCUCCCAAAUCAACACUCUCUCCUGCUCCACGUCCAGAGAUGCCUGGAACUGUUGAAGUUGAGUCUACUUUCCUGGCUCGAUUGAACUUCAUCUGGAAAGGUUUUAUCAAUAUGCCUUCUGUGGCAAAAUUUGUUACCAAAGCCUACCCUGUGUCUGGCUCCCCUGAAUACUUGACAGAGGAUCUACCAGAUAGUAUUCAAGUAGGUGGCAGGAUAUCACCGCAGACAGUUUGGGAUUAUGUGGAAAAACUAAAAGCAUCAGGAACCAAGGAAAUCUGUGUGGUUCGCUUUACACCAGUAACUGAAGAAGAUCAGAUUUCUUACACUUUGCUGUUUGCGUACUUCAGUAGCAGAAAGCGCUAUGGAGUAGCAGCUAACAACAUGAAGCAGGUUAAAGACAUGUACCUUAUUCCUUUGGGUGCUUCAGAUAAAAUCCCACAUCCUCUUGUGCCUUUUGAUGGACCUGGACUUGAACUGCACAGGCCUAAUCUGUUGUUGGGCUUAAUUAUUCGCCAAAAGCUGAAGCGGCAGCACAGUGCUAGUGCUGGUCCCAGUCAUACAGCUGAGGCUCCUGAGAGCGUGCCCAUAGCCCUGCCACCUGACAAAAAAAGCAAAACGGAAUCUGCUGCAGAGGAAGCACCUGAGGAAGAAAAUGACUUUUUUAAUUCCUUUACAACUGUACUGCACAAGCAGAGGAACAAGCCUCAGCAGCCUCUUCAGGAAGACCUUCCCACAGCAGUUGAACCCUUGAUGGAAGUUACCAAACAGGAACCACCAAAGCCUUUAAGAUUCCUGCCUGGGGUACUGAUUGGCUGGGAAAAUCAACCUUCCACUCUGGAAUUAGCAAACAAACCACUUCCUGUGGAUGAUAUACUUCAAAGCCUUUUGGGCACCACUGGUCAAGUAUAUGAGCAGGCUCAGCCAGUGGUAGAGCAAAACACUCUUAAAGAAAUUCCAUUUAUAAAUGAUCAGACCAACCUAAAAGCAGAGAAAAUAGAUAAAGUGGAAGUAACUGAAGGCGAAUCCAAGGAGAUAAAAGUUAAAAUAGAUAGUCUUUCAGAAACCACAGGGAAUUCAGGAGUAGAAGAAACUUCAUUAGUGCGAUCCUCUUCAGUUUCUCCAGGGACUUUAACAAAUCUUAGUCUGAGAGGGAAACCACCAGAUGUUUCUACAGAAGCGUUCUUAACAAAUUUAUCAAUUCCAUCAAAGCCAGAGGAAACUGUGGAGAAUAAAGAGAGAACAUUAAAAAGACAGCUGCUCCAAGAACAAGAGAACACUCUGCAAGAUAAUCAGCCUUCCAGUAAUUCUCCAUGCAGGUCUAACACAGGAAAAGGACACAUAGAUGGCAAUACGGGUUGUAGUGAAAAUCUUGUUGCUAACACGAGGUCCCCACAAUUUAUCAACCUGAAAAGGGAUCCUAGGCAAGCAGCAGGGCGGAACCAGCAGAUAACUGCUUCGGAAGGUAGAGAUGGAGAUAGCUGCCGAAAUGGGGAAAAGCAUACUCUGUCUGGGCCAUCACACAGCAAGGAGCUCUUAGCAGAACAAAGCAUUGUAGAAGAAAAGUUGUGUUCUGUAGAGAAGAACUUAUGUGUUGAGCAGAGUGAUGAUUCAAACAUUGCACAGGACUCGUCAUCAGUAGAAAACGUAAAUUCUUCCCAGGCAGAUCAAGCAAACCCUUUACAGGAGGAGAUUUUGACACAAAGUAUUGAAGCCAUUCACCCAUUUAGAAGAGGACCAGCUGCAGCAGCAGCGCAUUUUGAAGUUGGUAAUACAUGCCAGUCAGAAUUUCCUUCUAAAACCAUCGGCUUUACUCCCAGGAGCACCAGCCCCAGAGCAUGUGCAAACUUCUCACCCAUGAGGCCACAGCAACCCAACCUUCAGCACCUCAAGUCUAGCCCUCCUGGAUUCCCAUUUCCAGGACCUCCUAAUUUUUCCCCUCAAGGCAUGUUUGGAUUUCCACCACAUUUGCCACCUCCAUUACUUCCCCCUCCAGGCUUUGGCUUUGCUCAAAGUCCCAUGGUUCCCUGGCCACCUGUUCAUCUCCCAGGCCAGCCACAGCGUAUGAUGGGCCCUCUUUCACAAGCAUCAAGAUAUAUGGGCCCACAAAAUUUUUUUCAGGUUAAAGACAUUCGGAGACCAGAAAGGCGCCACAGUGACCCUUGGGGUAGGCAAGACCAACAGCAACUGGAUAGGCCAUUUAAUAGGGGAAAAGGGGACCGUCAGCGAUUUUACAGUGAUUCACACCACCUGAAAAGGGAAUGGCAUGAAAAGGAAUGGGAACAAGAAUCUGAAAGGCACAGACACCGAGACCGAAGCCAGGACAAGGACAGAGACAGAAAAAGCAAGGAGGAAGGACACAAAGAUAAAGAGAGGGCACGGUUAUCACAUGGUGAUCGAGCAGCAGAUGGGAAAGCAAACAGAGAUAACAGGAAUGCAGACAAGAAACCAGACAGACCUAAAAGUGAAGACCACGAAAAGGAGAAAGAACGAGAGAAGAGUAAACACCGGGAAGGGGAAAAGGACAGGGAUAGGUACCACAAAGACAGGGACCACAGUGACAGAGCGAAAAGCAAAAGGUGAAAAUCAACAGGCUCUUCAGCACUGCAUUGAAUAACUGUUACAUGUUGUGUCUUUAUACGGUUGCCUGGUAGGAUUGUGCCAUCUUUUAAAUUUUUACUGUUGGUGGUCUGCAGAACAAUAAAUUCUGCGUUGGUGCAGCGUGCCCUACACCAGUGCUCAUCAGCCCUUCUUCAUACCACUGUCCCUAGUAUAGGAAUUUAAUAUUUUUAAAAAGUUUUACAAUGCUGUAUAUUCAAAGAUUUGUUUUAUUAAUAUGCAAUAAAGGCUUCAAAUUUUUAGUUUUCUUCCUUAAUCGGUAAAUAUGGUUGACUAUGGGAUAUAUUUACUGCCUCUAGUGAAUGUCCUUUAUACAAUGACUAAUUUGAGAGUAAUGUGUGCUCUGUACAUUUGUUUUCAAUGCACUGUUUUUAAAGAAAAUCUUGGAGCAACAAAAAAGGCAAGCAGCUUCAUAAUCAGAAUAUGCUGAUCAUUUAGUUGGGCAGUUUUUGACCAAGCCUUCGAAGCCCAGGGAGUACGCUUACUACUUUAAUCUACGCUCUUUGAAGGCAUUUUGUGGUAGCCAUCACUUUCCUUUUCCUUUUUGGCUCUUCAGAAACUUGAAUACUUAAGCUUGUACAUGAUCUUGUGUUUUGCUAUCCUUUUUACUGUAAAAUGUAAAUAUUUUAAGGGAUAUUUUGAUUCUAAAUACGAUAAAAGAAUUUCUCAUCUACUUUGUGUGUGUGAUUUGAAAUUCAGUAGUAAAAGAAUUUCUUCUUUAAAGCUUUUCCUUGAGACAUUAUUCUUUCACUCAGCCAAGAAUAUGUACACAUUACGGGGGCGGGGGGGGGAACAGUUGUUUUCAACUUGUAGAUUAUUGGUUGCGAUGAAUCACUUCUAAAGAGGCUGGUACUUGGAACUGCCAGCAGGCGUUUUUGCAGUUAACACACUUAAUUGCUGUUUUGUUUCUGAAAACUUAUUUACCAUCAGAUUUUGUUAUACUGACUCACAAUCAUUGUAAAACUUCAGAAUGUUUUCAGUGAAAUGUGUUUUGUAAAAUUGUAGGGCAACUGUAAAAUGAAUAUGCCAGUUUCACCUGAAAUAGAAAACACAUGGAACUGUUGUUAAUCCAAAUUUAAAUUUACUGACACCCUAAAAUAUAUACUGUACUGAUGUCUAUAACCUAAAGCAGUAGCUGCCAGAUGAUGAUAACACUCAAGACCAAACGAGUGAUUGGUGUUUUGUCCUACCUGUACCGAUGAAGAAAGAUGUAAGUAGUUCCACAACAUUAAGAAAAUCAUUCUUAAAAAGUCUAAGGAUGAGUGUCAGGUUUUGAAAGUGAAUCAACUUUAUUAAUUUCCCUGGAGAGAAUAACAGAAUCAAGCAUUUUGUCUUAAUUGCUUCAAGGGUUACCACAGCCCCCCCAUCUUUAUUCCCAGAAAUUUAUCAUCAUCAUGAAAGUUCUAAAAUGGAGGGUUUUCAUUUAAAUAAAGUAUUUUUUAACUUUG
This is a messenger RNA of Nannospalax galili (Upper Galilee mountains blind mole rat), 7906 nucleotides long. It is a transcript of the gene Phf3, whose product is annotated as PHD finger protein 3. The record is from RefSeq and is a predicted model, not a curated record. NCBI's taxonomy places the organism in Eukaryota, Metazoa, Chordata, Mammalia, Rodentia, Spalacidae. Gene Ontology annotation, biological process: DNA-templated transcription. The transcript is spliced from 16 exons. Gene Ontology annotation, cellular component: nucleus. Bases 339 to 6422 code for a protein of 2027 amino acids.